AGGAACGACGUGUAAAACUUGCGAUAAAAGAACGGAAAAGUCUUCGAAUGCUACGCCUAAAAAAGGUGGAGAGUUUGUAACUUUAAGCAUGAGCUGCAACAAAAUUAAACUAAGACAGUUAGUACUUUCAUACAAUGAACUUACAUUCUGUUGACUGACAAAAGCUAAAGCAAACCACAUUUAUUUCCGAAACCGAAGCUGCAGGGAAAAAACAACUGUCACUGUGACAAAGCUGCGUCAUCUUCACGCUCUUCUCGGCGGGCACCGUCGCGUCUACCAGCAGUUGCGGUUAUUUCAUUGGGCGGGAAAACAAGCUUUCCAACUUCGACAUUUUUGCUGAGCUAUUACUGACCAAGGAAUCUUCGCCGCGGUGCUUUUCGAAGCCUGAGAACACCACACGACCAGACCACAUCCGAAGAAGAUACUUUUUUCCCUUGCGAAUAUUAAGUAAAAGGAUAAUCACACUUACGCCAAUUAAAGGGAUAAUCCAGCAGAGCAGUGAUACAACCUACAGUAUCAGUGUUUAGAUCAAGUUAUGAGUGCUUCUUUUUUACAAAAAAGAAGCUACAAGUUGGAUCAGCAAGGAAAAAUUAAACCGACGAAGACGACGAUGCAUCUGAGCACAGCAGGCGGUGGCGGUUCGUGUGUAGUAGCGCCCGCUCUGGAUGACGAUAGUACCACGACCUUGAACCGCGGUGGCGGUUCGUGUGUAGUAGCGCCCGCUCUGGAUGACGAUAUUACGACUGGAAAUAAUUCUUGUGCAGCAGGAGGAGGAGUAUUACAACUACGAGCAGGACCUUCAGGAACCCUAGUACAAAACAUAACGAUGACGAGCAGCUCCAAGGACUACAUAUUUGCACAGACGGACGCUCUUGGUACAAAUAUUCCUUCGGAAAUAAAGCAAGGCGACUUCUUCCACACCGAGGAUACGAUUGUGCGCGAAAGUAGCCCCCCAUCGAUCCGUGACGGAGAUCUUGAAAAGAAUCCAUCUCCGCUGCACGAGAACCCUUCCACCAAUUCUACAACACCUGAGACGUCGACAACAUCUCAUACUACCGAUUUUGAAACCCAUAAUAUUAAACAACACUUGACGACGAACAAUACAAACCCGACAGCAAAUAAAGUAGCCGACUUCUUGUUUCAAUCAGAAGAAAAUAAAGAAGGAGCUCCUAGUACUGCUACAACUAUCCCCUCUUUUUUCACGAACCUUCGGGACGUAGAUAUUUCGAAGCUGCAGAUAAACAACCCGUUUCGGAGCUUCCGGCUAGACACAGGAGGUGGAGUUGUAGGCGAUGGAGCAACAAUCUCCAGUAAAACGUCCACAGCACCCGCGUCGAGCUCGAGUAGCACUUCCAGUGCAGCAGGUGGAGGAGGAAAUGUAGGAGCUGCCGUGCCUGGGCCAGGUCAGCAACAUCUCUAUUCCAACAUACCGAUGAACAAGCAGAGCAGUCCGAAUUCAAAACCGAACUACCGAAUCACGAACAAACAGCAGGAGCGCUCGGAAUACCACUCUGUUCUUGGUUUAGCAGCCGCGUCUGGAGGUGCUGCACCAGAUAUCACUUCCUCUUCUUCUUCUGCAAGUGAACAAAGAGAAAUAUGUCAGAAUCUAUCAAAAACCUCCUCUUCUAUCGAAGCUAACCCGACGACGACCAGGAGCAAUGUAGCUUCCCCAACAGACACUGAAAAGUCGAAUUUCUCGCAACAGUCGCAGCAAUCGAGCGGGCAAUUGUCCAAUACCUCGAGCACAUCCCAGGGCGGCAGAAGAUCGGGUAGAGGUGGGUGCGUGCCGAGCGGCAGGUGGCGGACCCGGAACAGCAAUGGAAGUACACCGAGCGGCUCACCCGUGCAUGUGGUUGUGCAGCCGGGUGGUGUAGUGGGGAACAAUGCUAGUAGCAGUACUGGUUCUACUAACGUCGGGGCCGCGAAGAUGUUGAACGGCAUCGGUUUUCUUAACAACAAGUCCAGCAGUCCGGCGAGCGGAAAUUCUUCUAAAAACGCGAGUCCGAGUUCAACGCCCGAAAAUGAAAAUCGGAGAAGUCCGAAGGAGGAAAUAUCAAAUAAAGAUCCUGCAGAUGUUGAUAAAAACUGCGUUGCUCCACCAUCUCUGCAGGUAGGAUCUUUCCGCCUGGUGCCUGCUGAGGCAGUUGUCGGGAAAAAUCACGAGGAUGCUAGCGACGAGGCGAGCAAGAGUGGCGCGACUUCUUUUACUACUACAUCAAUUAGCAGCGGUGGCAGUACUACCAGUAGUACCGCAACUGACGCGAAGUGGGAUAUCGACAGCAUCCGAGAAGAAAAUUCACAAUUUAAGAUCGGAAGAUCAGCAGCUUCGUUGGAUAAUCUUCCCGGUGACAGUAUGCAAUACAAAUUUCCUAUACGUGUACAAAAUGCAUGACACAUUUUACCAAGUUGGAGCAUGCCACUUGUCAUGCUGAAUAGGACUGGAAGAAAAGUUUGUCAUGCAGAGACCACAUUUGUACGUGUACGGGAAAUUUACUGUGAUAGACAGCAAAGUGGCGUUUCUGUCUCACGACGACAUGGCCAUGCUGCGGGAAGCCGCGAAGCCGCUGGACAAGGCAGGAUCCGGAACUACUACUGCGGGUGAUAUAAUUACAACGGGGGAAGCAAAUAGUAACGGUGACGGAAAGGAACAGAAAGGUGUGUUUAUUUUUCUUUUCUGACAUCACCAAAAAAAGAAACCUUUGGCUCUCAACAUGUAUCCUUUCUUUCCUUUCAAAGAUGUUGUAUGUUGAGUCGGUCCUUUUCCAGGUGGGAGCCCAUAAGUAUUGAAUCAGGACUUCUUCUUCUAAAUUUGCCCUAUCGAGGACGACCAUUUCCCAACCCAGGUAAAAACAGUCCUGGCACGACACGCGAUCCAGCUGCCGUUCCUUCAUCGCAACAAGGUAGUUGUACGCAGUCGAUUGUAGCGAAGAUCUCCUCUCCACCGUCGGACUUGAGAGGAACAAGUUCCUCUUCAAACUCCCCUCCAGAGAAGAACAGCAUCGAGUUCUACCAAAAGCUCUGCCUGCGGCUUCAGUACCAGUUCGAGCAAGAACAAAAGAGGGCCGACGAAGCAGAACGGAAAGAGCACGACUUGAGAAGCCAGAUUGAUUCAAUGCCGGUGUGGCUCGACGACGCGUACGAGAUGCUCCGCGAGGCGAUAUUUCGUACUACAGAACAUUACUAUGACUAUGUUGCGAUUUUGCAUGCAGCGGUGGAUGCAGAUUAUUGUUUUCUGCUUCAAAAUGUUCGAUCCAGAGUCUACAGAAAGGGUGCAAAAAAUAAACCAUGUGCAUCAGAAGUUUUAUUAGCCUCACAACAAUGAGGGAUCUUCUUCACAUCUCAUCAAACCAGGUUUCGAAUCCCUCAAGCCUCCGGUCGCCCGUUUCAAGCAAGAUCCAUCGGAGCAGACGUCGCUUCCUUUCUACGGCUUCCCGCAAUUCGUCGAGCACGAGUUUUUCAUGGUGGGCCAGAAAGUCAUGCUCACGCAGGGGCGGUUAGGGUGCAAAACGUUGAGUGAAGGUAUGGUAGAUUUCCUGGUGUAGGACGAGUUAUGUGGCUUGUUUAAUAAUGAUCGUACGCGAGCGCGAAAGUUUAAUAUUCGCGUUUCAUGAUCAGCAUGACAACACCGCACUCACAUGCACUACACCGCAUGACAACUUCUACAACUAAACCUCUCAUGACCUUCAGGCGUCGACGCUGCACCAGUGAAGGACCUCCUCGAUCACGUGCGGCACUUAUGACAGUGCACAACUCCCGCUCCCCCUCAUUUGUAUAGCAUGCACGGCAAUACAAGCAUCAGCAAGAAUGCCGGUUUUGCAUGACAAAUUUGCGCUGGAGUGUAGUGCUAUUUGGGCUACCAGAACUUGUCACGCAAACCGUGCCAAGAGGCAAGCGGUGGGGUUGGUAUUUUGCAUGAGAAAUGAGGGGGGAAGUUGUGCACUGUCAUAACACUUGGAAGAACUCGCCGAGAAUUAUGGUCGCACCCAAGCGCAAACAUUGGAGCGGAACAAAGAGAGUAUGCAUUGCAAAAGUAUCGUACUAGUAGAAAUAGCAUGACAAAUUGGCUCAGCAUGGCAAAUUGAAUUUGUAAUGCGGAUUUACCUUAGCGCCUAGAUAGAUUUGUGAUGCAUAACAGUACGAUACUGUUGCAAUUCAUAGAGAGACAAAGACAGCAGAGCGAGGACAUCAAUAAAGCCGCAGGAAUAGGUGGAAAUAAAGACCAGCAUCAGUUCUCCUUCGCCAGCGCAUCCCAACCCGAGGAUUUUUUCCCCUUCAGAACCAUCCCCGCGUUUCCCUACCUGGAAUACUACCACACGGAUCGGGUGGAGGAGCUGCAGCACGCCUUCGAGCACAAGAAGAUCCACCGUUGUAUCGGCCCGGGGCACAGGAGCAUGUACGAGGAGAGUUGUAGAAGAACCAACGAUAUGAAUUACAAAAGUAUCGUACUCGUAUAAAUGCAUUACAUAAGAAAUAAAAUUUGUAAUGCGGAUUUACUUUAAGAAAAAGACUUGUAUUGCAUGACUGCGAAGAUUACUACGACUACGAUACUUUUGCCCAGGAUAAAUUCAUCAUCCGAAACCGGGCCAGGGAACAAUUCCAAUUCCUUUUCAACAACAUCAUCAUCAACCCAACAGCAACAAACAAGUUCCUCCUCUUCCCAAUGUCCGUUUCACGCCCGAGUCAUCCCGAUUCUUCGGUCCGGGUUGCCUGUAUCAACCGCGAAUUUGUCUGGGUCGGGAAGAAUGUAAGGUUUGUCAUGCUUGGCAGACAGGAGAGAAAGAGCUGUAUUGCGUGAUGCCCUACAACAGUUACACUGCUUCUUUUGUGUCAUGCAAAAAUGCAGGUUGUCAUGCGGUUGAUGCAAGACGUAGUCCUCGCUCAGAAACUUGUCAUGCGUGGCCCCGUAAUGAAGGUUGCCUACCAUUCGCACAUUAACAUCACAAGUCCCAAACCCAGACAUAUUUUUUGCAAUGCAUAGGUCGCGACGCGCUGCAACCGCUGCCAGGCCAGUUGGAAGGAAAUGUUUCAGAUCAAACGGGCGAGAGGCUUUAUCAAAUGCAAAAAUGUCUGGGUCUGGAAGGUGGCAACUUGUCCUGGUAAACCUGAAUCAUGUCAAAAUCUGUGUUGCGUGAUUCCUAAAAGCUGUCCACUUUAUUUGACCAAGUUAGGAUGGAGGUUCUCAUGCAGGAUAGGCAUGGCAGAGACCUCGCAGAGUCUGUCAUGCUACGUCCCGCAUUCCAGACCUCAUGGGUCAUGGAAAAUCUGCAUGAGAAGUUUACACUUUUCCAGACCCAGACAUUUUUGCACUUGAUAGGCUUACCAGUGAAGCAAAUCAUCGUGUCUUGCGAGGACAAGCCGGAGAAUUUUUCCUUCCGGAUAGGAAGAGUGAGAUCGGCGAGCGAGGAGCGGGAGACCACUUCUAUGCAGGACGAGCAGGGGAUGAACAUCAAAACAAAAAUGAUGUCGGAACAACAUCAAGGUGGUGUGAACGAUGGAUCAUAUGAUGUGCAUGCGAUACUGAACGUGGAUCGAAUCUCCGGUCGCGAGUCGCUUUGCAGUGACUUGAGCGUCGAGUAUGAGGAGGUGCCGUGCGGCGGUCAGGAGGAUUGGCGCUCCGCUCUGCCGGAUCCAAGACGCGAGAGCGUUGCAAGCGAGGAGGAACUAACCGCAUCAACGGAAGUUAGUUGUACGACGACCAUAUCACCGCGGGCAGCAGCAGUAGCAGCAGCUCCGAGUGCUGAAAGUGUCGUGUUGCUGUCACCAACCGGCGCUUGUUUCUCGUCCAAGGAGUUUGACGGAGAGGAGGAGAUGAAUGCGGAUGAGAAGUUCUGUGUGCAGGAACAACCACGUGGAUCUCGUGAAUCUUCCCAUUCAAUAAGAACUUCGGAGGACGAGGAGCAGAAUUGUCCGGGGGGCACGACAGUGGCUUCUUCUGAAGAAAUUACCUCUACGUCUACCCCCGUCCAUCAGCCGGUGACUUCUGUGAUGGUGUGAAGAUGCUGUGAAAUGAUUCGGCGAAAGAACGAAAUUUGUGUUUGCUACACCGAUAAGAUGAGUAUCGUACUUCAUCUUCAGCAGGGGAAAGCGGUUUUUGGUCGCGCUACUUAUUCGACAGAUGACAUUAGUACGUAGUGACUUCUCGCUUAAUAUUCCACCUUGAAACCUCACCCAAUUCCUUUUACAAGACGGGAGCAUCAUCAGAUACUGUUUGCUUCCACAAUUUUUUUUCUCUUUCGGCGUCGCACAGAUACUUACUCUCGACUAGUUUCUGUGUUUUGGCACCUGAUAUAAUUUUUUCGGGCUUCCGGUUCCCGCGUCCAAAGGAUUUGUUUCUUUGGCGAGACGACGUGCUAGCUUUUCUCGAGAAGAAGCAACAAACUUCGUGGCGACACCAGCGAGAGCUGAGUAAAUACUAGGUGUACGUAGCUUCAAGUGCAACAGCGGCAAACGUCACCUACAUUGUCCCGAACCCGAUUUUCGUUUUAUGUAGAAUCUGUACCCACUAGUUUUUACCCUUUUAUUUCCAAAGGCUUUAUUGGUCCAGAAUUUUUUUUCGUCUCUUACUCUUUGCUACUGGUCUUGUUUUUCUUCAGAGACGAUAGAAUUACGCUCUGCGCCUUGCCGUGAUAGAUUGAUUUUCCCCAUACGAUCUGGGCCUGAUUUUACGUAGCCGAUCUCGACGAGGACGCCUCUGUGGAGGUGGUGUGCGACCCUAAUUAGUGACUGACCGGUGGUAUUUACUCUGUUAUUGGACUUUAUGAUCUCACUCGUUGCGGACGAAAAGUGUUGUAGCUUCACUUUUUUAGCUUGAAUGUAUGAAGAAUUUCAUGAAGAUAACUUACGAGAAUAUCGACAGUAAGUACAGCAUUUGCAUUGCAUGCAUGAGUCGGCAAAAACCAUGCGCUGCGUCAUGUUGCACUGAAAGAUACACCUCUAAUAUGGCAACGAAGUCGUCUACCGAUUGAAGAUUCUAUUUCCCGAGCUACUUUAUGAAGUUUUUGUAUAUGAAUCUACUGCAAGGUCAGAAUCAAUAGAACCUCUGUCCGUUUCAAUACGGUCUACCCUGGGCUUGGACGAAAAGAACUCCAACUCUGCCAGCAGUGUUGUCGGAAGAUAAGUUUGUGCUCAAUAUUUGUUGCAGGUCUGCGCUGCGCUGACCAAGACCAAAGGGAU
Messenger RNA from Amoebophrya sp. A120, 7173 nucleotides. Lineage: Eukaryota; Dinophyceae; Syndiniales; Amoebophryaceae. The record is from the annotation of a GenBank genome assembly.